AUGGAGAAGGAAUCACACUCGUCCGAGAGCCCUGGCACUGACCAGGGCAAGACGGAGCAGCAGCAGCAACAACAACAACAACAACAACAACAACAACAACAUCAACAGCCUCAACACCAACCCGGCGAUGCGCCGCAGCCAUCACCGGCCGCAGCGCCGGACGCCGCUCCCAUGCCGGCACCCCCUCUGCCGCAGACCCGGAGCCUCCCCCAGUGGCUCGACCACUUCAACCGCCGAGACCUCACCACCACCCUCCGCUGCACCAUUGCCGUCUGGGUCGCCUCGCUGCUCAUGGUCGUCAACCCCAGCCUCUACCGCCUCGGCCAGACCACCUUUCUCGCCUCGGUCGUCAUCUACAUCAUCCCGCCCGCCGGCAACCUCAUCGUCGCCAUCAUCGGCUACCUCUCGCUGCUCUUUGGCAUGUGCCUGGCCUGGGCCUGGGGCCUGGCCACCAUGCGCGCCGCCCAGGCCGUCCGCUCCCCGGCCGAGCUCAACGCCCGCCUCCAGGCCCUCCAGCAGCAGGUCGGCGCCACCGCGAACGCCACCGGGAGCAACAACACGGCCGCCAUCGCCACCGUCCUCGUCCACGACGGCUUCAUGCUCGACACCCGCGUCACAGUCGUCUACUUUGUCAUGGGCUGCAUCUUCAUCUACUUCAUCAGCCGCAUUCGCUACACCUUCAACCUGACGGUUCUCGCGCAGCUCUUUGGCAUCAUUGCCAUUGACAUCUUCCUCGUCAUCGGCCCUACUCUCACCCGAUGGACUCCUCGCCUGCCCGAGGUCGUCAUCCUGCCCGCAGCUUGUGGUUGCGCCAUUGGCAUUGCCUGCGCCCUCUUCAUCUUCCCGCAGUCUACCAGCCAGGUCGCCGUCGGCCAGAUUGAGGACUUGCUCAUCAUGCUGAACCAUCCCAUCCAGACCGGUCGUCAGUUCGUUGCCGGCUCUCUCGACUUUGACGUCAAGCUCCUCAAACGGUCCAAGCGACGCGCCAUCACGCUCUACGCCCAGCUCCAGCCCAACAUGGCCUUUCUCCCCCUGGACGUGUCCCGCGGGCAGUGGAGCUCCGACGAUGUCAAGUCUGUCUACACAAAGUUUCAGGGUGUAUUGGCAACUACCUUUGCCUUGCUCGAUUUCCAAAUCGCCCGCGUCACUAGCCAGGAGAAAAUAGACAAGCUUCGCGAUAUGCUCAACCCGCAACAGACGGACUCGUCCGACGGCAAAGAAACGAAACCCCGUGACCCUCGUCGCGCCAAAAUCCUGCAGAAUCCCGACUUGAUCAAUGCUCUCAUCGCGCCCGGAACUGUUGUCGGCUCCGAUGAUAUGCGCGACGCCUUGCACGACAGCUCCGAGGCCGUCUUGGAUGCCACCGCCGACGCCAUCAGCCAUGUCGUGGAAGCUUUGCGCCUUGUCAACAUGAAUCGCUGGUUCGUUUCCAAGUCAGCUCGUGCCAGACGUCCCCAAGCUGCCCUUGCUGUCAGACAGAUCGGCGCCAGACUCGCCCAGGCCCGUGAGGCUUGCAUUGCCGACACCACAAAUGCUGCCAUCGACAUUCACGGCAACUUGUUCGACGACGACGGCCUUCUCAAGACCGAAAUGAAGGAUGAGUCCAAGAAGAUUGCCGGUCUUGUCAUUGCCUUUGUCAUCGAAGAGCACAUCAUCGCUAUAGCGGCCGCCUACGAGAAACUGACUGCAGAGGUAGCUCGGCUGCUGGAAACACGAACCAAGAAUCAGCUCUGGGGCCCCUUGAAACGUCGUUUCGCCCCCAGCGCCAGCGCCAGCGCCAGCGAGGAACCCAGCGCACCAGCCUUGUCCGGACAGGCCGUUACCGACCCGGACCGAAUCCAAAUGCAGACCAGAGAAACGGAGAGACGCAUCAAAGUCGUGUCCAAGGGACAAGGCAUUCCCAAAAAGCGCGGCAACCCAAUAGCCAGAGCCAUUGCCGCAAUUUCCAACUGGCUGACGGCCCCCGGCAGCCUCUAUGCCCUGCGUGUUGUCGCCGUAACAGUCGCUACCGGCAUCCCAGCCGUCAUUCCGCACACUGCCGGCUUUUACUACCGCGAGAAGGGAAUUUGGACACUUGUCACGGCACAAACCUGCAUCCUCAUGUACAUGUCUGACUUUACCUUUUCCAUCAUCACUCGUGCCGUGGGAACCAUCUUUGGUGGGCUUGCCGGCCUAGUCAUUUGGUAUAUUUCUGCCGGUAACGGCGGCGGCAAUCCCUAUGGCCUAGCUGCCGCCUUGCCCUUUGGGAUCAUUUUCUUUGUUUGGGCUAGGCUGUGGCUCCCGCAGGCAUACCUGCAGGGUACAGGACUGGGAGCGUCUACGUUCGCCAUGGUCAUCGGCUACAGCUGGGACAUGCACCACUUCACUGUUUAUGGCUUGCCCGGCCUCGGUUACCAGACGUUCUGGAGACGCUUGGUUACUGUUCUCAUUGGCUUUGUGGCCGCUUUGAUCGUGCAGAUGCUGCCCAAACCCCCUUCAGGCACGCACCACGUCGCAAAGACGCUCGCCAACAGCUUGCACAAAAUCAGCGACCAUUACGCGCUGCUCAUCUCCCACUGGGGCAAAGGCUCUACCAUCGGUGGGGAUUACAGUGGCGUGCGAAAUGUCAUCAUGUCGACCGGCCUUGGCCUGGGACAGACACUUGCUGCGCUAAAUGAUCCUAUUGCCAUGCUCAAAUUUGAGACGAGCAUGUCGCCGUUUGACAAGCCGUCUCUUCGCAGAGCCCAGGAGCUGCUGAUGUUGAUGAACCAGUCUCUCACAAAGGUGAUGCUCUCCGCCACCACUCUUCCCGUGGAGUACCAGCAGCGCCUGAUCAAGACUUCUGGCAUUGCCGACGAGGCGUCCAUCAGCAACAUCAUGUCGGUCCUCGUCCUUGCGAAGCAGUCGCUGCGUAGCGGAGCGCCGCUUCCGGAACGCCUCCCCACGCCGCUCAUCGGCACUUGCUAUGGCGACUUUUGCGCCAAACACGGCUUCGUGGAGCUGCGUCGCGAGUAUAUGGAGAGCGAAGAUUUUCGCGGCUACUGUGUCGCCCUAUCUGCGUACCUCACAUUCCUUCAUACUACAGAUAGCCUCGUCAGCUUGCUCAAGGAGACUGUUGGAGAGAGCCAUAUUGUCCAUGACUGGAGCGAGCUAUCUGAGAAUGUUUGA
Messenger RNA from Akanthomyces muscarius, 3147 nucleotides. RefSeq lists its product as uncharacterized. Lineage: Eukaryota; Fungi; Ascomycota; Sordariomycetes; Hypocreales; Cordycipitaceae. The record is from RefSeq and is a predicted model, not a curated record. The transcript has a single exon. Bases 1 to 3147 code for a protein of 1048 amino acids.